Messenger RNA from Oncorhynchus masou masou (cherry salmon), 7257 nucleotides. Its product is annotated as 1-phosphatidylinositol 3-phosphate 5-kinase-like. Gene Ontology annotation, biological process: phagosome-lysosome fusion; phosphatidylinositol metabolic process; neutrophil chemotaxis. The transcript has 44 exons. Gene Ontology annotation, molecular function: ATP binding; metal ion binding; 1-phosphatidylinositol-5-kinase activity. Lineage: Eukaryota; Metazoa; Chordata; Actinopteri; Salmoniformes; Salmonidae. Bases 425 to 6616 code for a protein of 2063 amino acids. Gene Ontology annotation, cellular component: cytoplasmic vesicle; vesicle membrane. The record is from RefSeq and is a predicted model, not a curated record.
UGGCUAGGGAUGAUUUGCCGCUCUCCCAGGCUCCUGAGCCUGUGUAGGGAUCAGACAUGGAUUAUUGAUUUUCACCAUAGAGGCAAGGAGCAUGUUGAGUGAUAACGUGGAAGUCAGUAUAAUUUGAGUAUUUUUAUCCACAUAAUUUUUGUAUUUUGGGAUCUGUUAUUUUCAUUCUGCCGUAAAACACAACAAAGAAGAAGAAGUGGGCGCAGUCUUGUCUCGUGAUCACAACAGUUCAAUCGACCCUCGACUCGUCCUGUCUGGCUCGGGGGUCACUGUGCUUUUGGAAAGAUAGGGUACCUACUCCACUUCGCAGGAAUUUACCUCAUUAACUGUAUUCAUACAGGGAUGUACAAGGAGUCCAACACACGGUAGGGGGAGAGUGAGAAGAAUCAUGUGCUUCCUGUGAGGGAGCAGUGACAUGGAGGCUGAGGACAAAUCCUCCUCCUCUCCGCUGGAUUUCAGUGUGAAGCCUCCCAUCUCCCCUGGCAGCCCAUCUCACCUGACACACUUCAAACCCCUGACUCCAGAGCAGGACGAGCCUCCGCUCCGAUCAGCCUACAGCUCCUUCGUCAACCUGUUCCGCUUCAAUAAAGAGGAGGGGCGGCCGCCCUCGGUGACAGAGAAACCGGAUGUGGCUUUGACGUCAACCACUGGGGAGCGUGGGAGCUGGACCAGCCCAGCACACUCCAUCCACAGCUCUGGGACCCAUAGGAAACAACACCCCAACCUGCUCCGUAGAACAUCCACCGCCUCAGAGGGCCGUAGGAAACCGGAAACCCCCCUGAGCACUCACGACCCCCGUACGGCUGUUCAGCUCCGCACUGCUCUGAAAAGACUCAAGGAGAUCAUGGAGGGAAAGAGCCAGGACAGUGACCUGAAGCAGUACUGGAUGCCAGACAGUCAGUGUAAAGAGUGCUACGACUGCAACGAGAAGUUCACCACCUUCCGCCGCCGACACCACUGUCGGCUCUGCGGACAGAUCUUCUGCAGCCGCUGCUGCAACCAGGAAAUCCCUGGCAAGUUUAUGGGCUACACGGGAGACCUGCGGGCCUGCACCUACUGCCGUAAGAUCGCUCUGAGCUACUCCCAGUCUGCAGAUUCUGGCUCCAUUGGAGAGGACCUGUCUGCUCUGUCUGACUCCUCCGUCAGCUCCGUCUGCAUCCUGGAACCCAGCGAGCCUCGCACCCCGGUCGGAGGACGCAAGUCCAGCCGUAACAUCUUCCUAGAGGAGGACCUGGCCUGGCAGAGUUUGAUUCACCAGGAGUCUCAGAGCAGAGGUAUGAAUUCUAGACUGACUGGGCUUCAAGAGGAUGGAGGCAAGUCCCCAAUAAGGAAGCGGUCAGCCAGUGUGACCAACCUGUCCCUGGACCCGUCUGGCUCCUCCAUGUUGCCCUCCUAUGACAGCUCAGUGAGCCCCCAGACCAGUAGGACCACGCCCAAACCUGACCACAGUGAAGAGGAGAGGAAGAUACUGCUGGACUCGUCCCAGCUCAAAGACCUGUGGAGGAAGAUUUGUAACAACAGUACUGGCAUGGAGUUCCAGGACCACCGCUACUGGCUCCGUACAUACCCCAACUGCAUUGUGGGGAAGGAGCUGGUCAACUGGCUGCUGAGGAGUGGAACCAUCUCCACCAGGGCCCAGGCGAUAGCCAUUGGUCAGGCUGUGGUAGACGGUCGUUGGUUGGACUGUGUCACUCACCACGACCAGCUGUUCAGGGAUGAGUACGCUCUCUAUCGCCCCCUCCAGAGCACAGAGUUCUCCGAGACCCCGUCUCCUGACAGUGACAGUGUCAACUCUCUGGAGGGACACUCAGAACCCUCCUGGUUCAAAGACAUCAAGUUUUGCGACAGUGACACAGACCAGGUGGCUGACGAGAAUGACUAUGUCACGACCAACUCAUCCAACCCCAGUAAGAGGACGUCAGUCAGUAGUUUCCAAUCAGCGGUGGACAGUGACUCUGCUGCUUCCAUCAACCUCAAUAUGGAGCAGGACAACGUCAACUUCCACAUCAAGAAACAGUCCAAGUACCCCCAUGUACCACCGCUCCCCAAGGAGCAGAAAGAGUACCUGGUCUCAGAGGACGGAGGACAGAAUAUCUCCAUCAGUGACGCUUUCAUCAAAGAGUCCCUGUUUAACCGUCGUGUGGAGGAGAAAGCUAACGAGGUGCUGUUCACUCCUCUGGGCUGGCACCACAGCUCCCUGGACCAGCUCAGAGAGGAGAAUGGAGAGAAGGAGGCCAUGGAGAGGCUACUCUCUGCCAACCACAGCCACAUGAUGGCGCUGCUGCAGCAGUUGUUGUACAGCGAGUCCCUGUGCCUCUCCUGGCGUGACAUCAUUGUUCCCGUGGUGAGGCAGGUAGUGCAGACGGUGCGGCCGGACGUUCGCAGUUGUGAUGAUGACAUGGACAUCAGACAACUGGUUCACGUCAAGAAGAUUCCUGGAGGGAAGAAGUUUGACUCUGCGGUAGUGAAUGGCUUAGUUUGUACCAAGAACAUUGCCCACAAAAAAAUGAACUCGUACAUCAAGAACCCCAAGAUCCUGCUUCUGAAGUGUUCUAUAGAGUAUCUCUACAGAGAGGAGACCAAGUUCACCUGCAUUGAUCCCAUUGUGCUUCAGGAGCAUGAGUUUCUGAAGAACUAUGUUCAGCGUAUAGUGGACGUGCGUCCCAACCUGGUGCUGGUGGAGAAGACCGUGUCUCGUAUCGCUCAGGCCUUGCUGCUGGAGCACGGCAUCACACUGGUUAUCAACGUCAAACCGCAAGUCUUGGACAGGGUGAGUCAUAUGACCCAGGGGGACCUGGUCAUGUUCAUGGACCAGCUGCUCACCAAGCCUCGACUGGGAACCUGCCAAAAGUUCUACCUGCACUCCUUCCAGCUGGCCAACAAUGAGUUGAAGACUCUGAUGUUCUUUGAGGGCUGCCCUCCCCAGCUAGGCUGUACCAUAAAGCUUCGCGGGGCGUCUGAGUACGAGCUGGCCAGGGUUAAAGAGAUCAUCAUCCUCAUGGUGUGUGUGGCCUACCACUCCCAGCUAGAGAUAUCCUUCCUCAUGGAUGAGUUUGCCAUGCCUCCCAGCCUGGCCAAGACCAGCUUCCCCUGUCUCCUGGAGAGCACUACCGUCGAGGAGGAGAACCAGGAAAAUGAGACCGACCAGAGCACCCUCUUCCAGGGAGGAGAGACUGUGCUAGGGGACGAGGAGGAGAAUUCUGUGUCGGAAUCCUCCUCGCCUAAAGAUGUCGAGGUUGUCAAAGUUGCCAAGAACCAACUCCUGUCCUCCUCAUCCUCCCUGGUGGCCGAGGGGAUGGAGUCAGCAGAGGUCAUGACCUCCACGCCGUUGUCCAAUCCCCUGGCGCCGCCACCACCACCCUACCUCAUUGAUGACCUGGAGGAGUUAACAGAUGAGAUUGGGCUGGAGCAGGGGGAGGAGACUGAGGGGCGGAGCGGGUCAGGGGUUCUGGGGAGGGGUGAGUGGCAGGAGGAGAGCUCUGCUUCGGAGACGGUCCCCAGGCUGUUCAGAGACCCCCUGCAGGAUGACACAGGGCUGUUUGUCACAGAGCAGGUGGGCUCGACGGACGACCAUCUCAGGACGCUGACGGCAGGCUUCAAACAGGAGCUGAAGGACAUCAUCCUGUGUGUCUCCCCCUUCAUCACUUUCAGAGAGCCCUUCCUCCUCUCCCCCGCUGGCCUACGCUGCCCCAGCAGAGACUACUUUCCUCAACAGGUGUACCUCUCCCCACUGCUCAACAAGGACUUCAAAGAACUAGACGGUCGACGUAAGCGACAACUCCUCAAAGACUCCACCUCAUCAGGUGGAGGCAUGGCCAACGGAGGCCCUCGCCCCAUCCAGGUGUUACCCUCCCACCGCCUUACCAGUGCCCGCAUCGCAGAGCAUCUGGGCAGCAGCCAGGACUUGGCCAAGAUGCUGGCAGACUACCGUGCCCAAGGAGGCCGACUCCGACAGGAGGAGGCAGACCCCUUCGCCCAGCCCCUACCCCAGCCACUGGUCCGGGAGGCUCUGCCGUCCAAGCAACCCGUCAAGGCUGAUAGUGAGGAGGAGAAGCCAGGGGGACAGAACGACAUGACCUGGGCCUCCAAGCUGGACUGCCUGAACCCAGUGAACCAUCAGAGACUCUGUGUUCUGUUCAGCAGCUCCUCUGCCCAGUCCAACAACGCCCCCAACCCUUGCGUCAGUCCCUGGAUGGUCACGAUGGAGUUCUACAGAAGGAAUGACCUCACACUAGGAAUAUUCCUGGAGAGAUACUGUUUCAGGCCGUCCUAUCAAUGCCCCAGUAUGUUCUGUGAGACUCCCAUGGUGCACCAUGUGCGGCGGUUUGUCCAUGGCAGUGGCUGUGUUCAGAUCGUACUGAAGGAGCUGGACUCUCCUGUGCCUGGAUACCAACACACCAUCCUCAACUACUCCUGGUGCCGCAUAUGCAAACAGGUGACCCCCGUGGUGCCCCUGUCUAAUGACUCGUGGUCCAUGUCCUUUGCUAAGUACCUGGAGCUGAGGUUCUAUGGUCACCAGUAUACCAGGAGGGCUAAUGCUGAGCCCUGUGGCCACUCCAUCCACCAUGACUACCAUCAGUACUUCUCCUACAACCAGAUGGUGGCCUCCUUCAGCUACAUCUCAGUGAGACUGCUAGAGGUCUGCCUCCCUCCUCCUAAGAUCUUCAUCAGGAACCAGGGGCCCUCCAAGGGCCGGAUGCAGCAGGACCUCAAGGACUUCUCACAGAAGGUGACUCAGGUGUACCUGGCCAUAGAUGACCGCCUCACCUCCUUGAAGACGGACACCUUCAGCAAGACACGCGAGCAGAAAAUGGAGGACCUGUUUGCACAGAAAGAUAUGGAGGAGGCAGAUCUGCACAGCUGGAUAGAGAAGCUGCAGGCUCGUCUCCAGGCCUGUGGUAGUGACUCUCCCCAGCAGCUCCAGACUGUACUGGAAUCAGUGGUAGUGAAGAAACAGAGCCUGUGUGAAACACUGCAGUCCUGGAACAGCAGGCUGCAGGACCUGUUCCAGCAGGAGAAGGGCAGGAAGCGUCUGUCUGUCCCAGCCAGCCCUGGGAGACACCGACAGACAGACGACAGCAAGCCAAGUGCUCUGGAGUCCUCUCCACGCAACCCCUCCCCUUUAGUACAAAAUGUUGACAAAGAGGAUCGUCACCUCACUGCCAUGCCCUCAAGCUGGGGGUCGUCAUUGCUAGUGUUACCGUCACCAGGGGAGCCAGGCUCAGAACCCCUCUCGUCUGGACCCUGCUUUCCUGACCAGGAUUCCGUCAGUAUCCCAGAGGAUGUGUUUGAUGGACACCUGUUGGGCUCCAAUGACAGCCAGGUGAAAGAGAAGUCCACCAUGAAGGCCAUUCUAGCCAACCUGAUGCCAGGCAACAGUUACAACUCUAUCCCAUUCCCAUUUGAACCAGACAAGCAUUACCUGAUGUAUGAGCAUGAGAGAGUGCCCAUCGCCGUGUGUGAGAGAGAACCCAGCUCCAUCAUCUCAUUCGCUCUCCGCUGUAAGGAGUAUAAGAGUACUCUGGAUGAACUGUGGAAGACAACAUUGAAGACAGGAGGCGAGGACACCACCCUGUCCACCAGCUCUGGAGAGAGCCGGGUCAAGAACAGCCCAGCCAAGCCCAACGAGACCGCCUCCUCCCAGAUGGGUCUGGGCCGCAGCAGCAUGGACUCUGAGCCUCUUAAAGAUGCAGACAUAGGAGACAACCAUAAGAAGUCGACAGGAAACCCUCAUAUUGAAUUACAGUUCUCUGAUGCCAAUGCUAAGUUCUACUGUAGGAUCUACUAUGCUGAGGCGUUCCACAAGAUGAGAGCGGAAAUAAUGGAGAGUACGGAGGAUGACUUUGUUCGCUCGCUGUCCCACUGUGUCAACUGGCAGGCCCGCGGUGGCAAGUCUGGGGCUGUCUUCUAUGCCACCGAAGAUGACCGAUACAUUCUGAAGCAGAUGCCCAGACUAGAGGUUCAGUCCUUCCUGGACUUUGCCCCUCACUACUUCACCUAUAUCACUGGAGCCGUGCAGCAUAAGCGGCCCACUGCCCUAGCUAAGAUCCUGGGUGUGUACCGGAUCGGCUACAAGAACUCCCAGAACAACUCUGAGAAGAAGCUGGACCUUCUUGUCAUGGAGAACCUGUUCUAUGGCAGGAAGAUGGCCCAGGUGUUCGACCUCAAGGGUUCUCUGAGGAACCGCAACGUCAAGACCGAGUCUGGGAAGGAGAGCUGUGAGGUGGUUCUGCUGGAUGAGAACCUACUGAAGCUGGUCCAUGACAACCCUCUGUACAUCAGAGCCCACUGCAAGGCCAUCCUCAGGGCUGCUAUCCACAGUGAUGCCUACUUCCUGUCUAGUCACCUGAUCAUAGACUACUCUCUGCUGGUUGGACGAGACGACGCCACAGACGAACUGGUGGUGGGAAUCAUAGAUUACAUACGGACGUUCACAUGGGAUAAGAAGCUGGAGAUGGUGGUGAAAUCCACAGGGAUCCUGGGAGGGCAAGGUAAGAUGCCCACGGUGGUCUCUCCAGAGCUGUACCGAGCCCGUUUCUGUGAAGCUAUGGACAAAUACUUCCUCAUGGUGCCUGACCACUGGACAGGGCUGGGGGUCAACUGCUGAACUGUUACACCAGGGAGCUAGCCUGAGUCCUAGACCUGUUUGUGUUGUCUAGCCAAUUCCUAUGUCAUUUUUACAGCAUGUUUGGCAAGACAGCAUAAAUGGAUCUGGGACUCAGGCUACCAGGGAGCUGCUAGCUACAGAACACAACAUGGGCAUCAGUCACCAAGGUGGAGAGGAGACCGCAAUGCAGAAAAAGCCUUAUGCCAAUAGGGAACCAUAAUAGCACACUGGAUUGAUGGAUGAAGGUAAAUAAUAGAGGAAGAUUAAUGCCUUUUUUGUUGUUGAUGAAAUGCAAAGAAUGGCCAGUUUGUACGACUCAAUCAUUCCAUAAUAAUUAUCAUAUCAUCUUGCACAGGUAGACCUAGAUCUGGGUAAACUGUUUUAUCAUAAACUAGACAAGUGACUAUUCAUGACUGUUCUUUGGCAUGACUGAAGACAGUUUUUCCUGACCUGGAAAGAAAAACUCUUGUCCCUAAUGACAUAUUUCCCCGAGGGAAGAGAUUAUUUUGAAGGGCCAAGUUUUCCAACUGUUUCACAAGAUCACUGAGAGCACAAUCUUACUUGGUCCUAGUUUGAACAAACAAAUUGAUGUAAAUGUAUAGAGAUGAUGUAAUUAAAGAUUAUUAACUGAUUUCACAAGG